Thamnophis sirtalis is the source of this 8127-nucleotide messenger RNA. Lineage: Eukaryota; Metazoa; Chordata; Lepidosauria; Squamata; Natricidae. The record is from RefSeq and is a predicted model, not a curated record.
UCUUCCAUCACCUUCCUAACGGGAGGAGAGUUUGGAGGUGGAAAGCUACUGCGUCCAGACAGCGCGGCGACGGGGAGCCGGAGGAUCCAAGAGGAGAAAGAGGAAAGAGGACCCAACGAGCCUCAUCGACUUGUCUUCUCACCUCGUCCGAGAUGAAGCUUUCCAGACCCCUCUCUUCAACGCGGCCUCGCCUGCUAAGUUACACCCUGGGCAUCCUCUUCAUCCUUGUGGUCGGACUCUAUGCUCUUCCUUCAGACUCUGGGAUAUUCCUCAUCUAUAACAAUGGUCUGCAGAGCUGCUUGGAAACAAAGGAUUCUUUGGUGAAAAUUUCUAAAAUCUGUAAUACAAGUCUUCCUGCUCAGAAGUGGAAAUGGGUUUCCAGGAAUCGGCUUUUCAACAUUGGAAACAUGCAGUGCUUGGGAGUCUCCUGGAAGUCUGCAAACAGUAGUGCCACUACCCAUGCAUUGGCCACUUAUGAAUGUAGCAGUGAAUCUGUCAACAUGCGGUGGAACUGUCGGAGUCUAGGGGACCAGCUUUCCCAGUAUUUGAGCUCGAGGUUGGGGAACUGGUCACUGACACCAGCUGAGAGAGGUGACCAGGCUCGUGGAGGACAAUGGAAGAUCUAUGGAAAUGAUGAAGAUUUGUGCUCUAGGCCAUACUCUGAAAUUUACACUAUUCAAGGCAACUCUCAUGGAAAGCCCUGCACCAUCCCCUUCAAGUAUGAUAAUCAGUGGUUUCAUGAUUGUACAAGUAUGGGACGUGGAGACGGUCAUCUCUGGUGCGCCACCACACAGGAUUAUGGCAAAGAUGAGAGAUGGGGAUUCUGCCCCGUUAAGAGCAAUGACUGUGACACAUUCUGGGACAGAGACCAACUCACCAAUAGCUGCUAUCAGUUCAACUUCCAGUCCACCUUGUCUUGGCAGGAGGCUGGAAAGAGCUGUGAACAGCAAGGGGCUGGCUUGCUUAGCAUCACUGCGAUUCAUGAGCAGACCUACAUCAAUGGACUGCUGACAGGAUAUGGUUCCACACUCUGGAUUGGGCUUAAUGAUUUGGACCUCAACGGCGGCUGGCAGUGGUCUGACAAUUCCCCCUUGAAGUUUCUCAAUUGGGAAAAUGAUCAACCUGAUAAUCCCAAUGAAGAAAAUUGUGGGGUUAUACGGACAGAGUCCUCAGGAGGAUGGCAGAAUCGGGAUUGCAGCAUGGCUUUGCCGUAUAUCUGUAAGAAGAAACCAAAUGCCACUUCUGAUACAUACUUUACAGAAUCUGAAGUGAAGAUUGAUUGUGAUCCCAGCUGGCAGCCAUUCCAAUCUAACUGCUAUCGUUUGAUAAGUGAAAAGAAGAGUUGGAUAGAUGCCAAAAAGACCUGCUUGCGCAGUGAAGGGGAUCUGGUGAGCAUCCAUACCCUCUCUGAACUGGAGUUUGUCACCAAGCAAAUUAAGCAAGAUGUUGAAGAACUUUGGAUUGGUCUGAAUGAUCUUCGGCUGCAGAUGAAUUUUGAGUGGUCAGACAGCACACCAGUGCAGUUUACAUUCUGGCAUCCUUUUGAGCCCAACAAUUUCCGAGAUAGCCUUGAAGAUUGUGUGACUAUCUGGGGACCGGAAGGAAGAUGGAACGACAGUCCUUGCAAUCAGACAUUGCCUUCUGUCUGUAAGAAACGAGGUCGAGUAAGUCAGGGGAAAGAGGAGGACCAUGGCUGCAGAAAGGGUUGGAAAUGGCACAGUCCAUCCUGUUAUUGGCUGGGGGAUGACCAUGUGAUAUACAGUGACGCUCGGAGAAUGUGCAUGGAUUUUGGCUCUGCCCUGGUUACCAUCACCAACAGGUUUGAACAGGCCUAUGUGAGCAGCCUCAUCUAUGGCUGGGAGGAUGAAUAUUUUUGGACUGCAUUACAAGACAUAAAUGAAACCGGUUCUUUCCGUUGGUUGAGUGGAGAUGAAGUCACUUAUACCCAUUGGAACCGUAACCAACCUGGUUAUAACAAAGGUGGCUGUGUUGCUUUGGCCACAGGAAGUGCCAUGGGCCUGUGGGAAGUAAAGAACUGCACUACAUUCAAGGCCAAGUAUAUCUGCAGGCAGAAUCUGGGGACACCAGUAAAUCCUGAACUCCCUUCACCACAUCCUACACCCAGCCUCACUGGCACUUGUCCUUCAGGUUGGACCACCACCUCCAAGCUGAGAUAUUGCUAUAAAGUAUUCAGCUAUGAUAAGCUGCAGGAAAAGAAAAAUUGGAUCACAGCACAUUUGUUCUGUCAGGAAUUAAAAGCACAGCUCUUGAGCUUGAGUGAUUAUGAGGAAGAACAUUUUGUAGCCAAUACCCUCAACAAGAUUUUUGGGGAGUUGGAACCUGACAUUCAUGAGCAACAUUGGUUCUGGAUUGGAUUGAAUCGCCGUAGCCCUAGAGCUGAGGGAAGUUGGAGCUGGAGUGAUGGUGUUGGAUUUUCUUAUCACAACUUUGACCGCAGUAAUCAUGAUAAUGACGACAUCCGUAACUGUGUUGCCCUGGACUUGGCAUCCUUGCAGUGGGUGCCUCUGCAGUGUGAAAUUAAACUGGACUGGAUCUGCAAAUUGCCCAAAGGGACUGAGGUGGAAGAACCAGAAACAACCAUCCAAGGGAGUAAUGAGUGGUUAAAGUUUCAGGAUGCUGAAUACAAGUUCUUUGAUCACCAUUCAACUUGGGUGCAGGCUCAACGGAUUUGCACAUGGUUUCAAGCUGAUUUGGUGUCAAUUCAUAGCCAAACUGAAUUGGAUUUUCUGGGCCAAAACUUGAAGAAGUUUUCAAGAGGUCAGGAGGAACAUUGGUGGACUGGAUUAAACACCUAUGAGAAUGAUGGACGGUUUCGGUGGUCUGAUGGUUCCUUAUUGAAUUUCAUCUCAUGGGCACCUGACAAACCACAGCUUAUCAGCAAAGAAAGGAAGUGUGUGUACAUGACAGCUAGCCGAGAAGACUGGGGUGACCAGAGAUGCCUCACAGCUCUGCCUUAUAUUUGCAAGCGUACCAACAUCACCACUAUGCAGCCCUCCUUGCCAUUGCUACCUGUACCAGCUCCUGGCAGCUGUGCCCAAGGCUGGCAUGCGUUCAUUAAUAAGUGCUUUAGGAUCUAUAAUCAAGAAAAAGUGACAUGGCUGGAGGCAAAACAGAAAUGUGAAAUUCAGGGAGGUAUAUUGGCUACUAUCUCCAACCUUCUUGAGCAAGCUUUUAUAACAACUCUUCUUCCAAAUGUGACCUUUGAUAUAUGGAUUGGCCUCCAUGAUUCCAAGAAGGAAUUUCUCUGGGUAGAAUCUGAGGCUGUCAAGUAUGUGAACUGGGCCCCUGGAGAACCAUCUGGAUAUGGAACAUCCAUUGCUAGUGAUCAGCCGGGGAGACGUAACUAUGAAUGGUUUAUAGAUGAGAGCAUCUCCUACACAAACUGGCAAGAUGGAGAACCACAACAAAUGGCGGGGUGUGCAUACAUGGAUAUAGAUGGAACAUGGCGAACUGCCAGUUGCAACACAAAGCUUCAAGGGGCCAUCUGCAAGUUGAACACAGGACCCCUUUCUUCACACAAGUGGAGUUACAAUGGAAGUUGUCCUAAAACAAUAGAAGAUUCUUCUUGGGUUCCUUUCCGAAACCAUUGCUAUGCUUUCCACAUGGAAGUUAUUCUAGGCCAGAAGGAAGCUGUGAAGAAAUGCCAGAAAGUUGGAGGUAUGGUGCUGUCCAUCCUAGAUGAGAUGGAGAAUAUCUUUGUUUGGCAACAUCUACAAGUUUAUGAAAGCCAAGCCAAGGGGGUAUGGCUGGGGAUGUCCUUUAAUCCGAAAGGGGGUUCACUUGUUUGGCAUGACAGCACAGCUGUAAACUAUUCUAACUGGGGACAACAUGAUACAGGACCAAGCAUGAUCAGCCCAAAUAGCUGCUAUUGGAUCCAGAGCAGCAAUGGUGUUUGGCGUCUGGGCUCUUGUUCAAAUGUAACCAUGGGAGUCAUCUGUAAGACAACUCGAGCGAAAGGAAGCUCCAUCUCCAAAUCAGCUUUCCUGGAAAAUACAAAAACCAUUGUUGUAGUCAUCCUCUCCACUCUAGCACUCUGUGCACUGGUAGCUGUGGCCUUCUAUCUGUAUAAGCGCCGGUUGAUUUCAGAACAAGGGACAUUUGAGAGUGCUCGCUAUAGCCGCACCAACGCUAGUCCUAGUGAAUCUGCUGAGAAGAACAUCCUGGUAUCUGAUAUGGAGAUGAAUGAACAACAAGACUAAUAGUGAAUGUGUCAAGUGUGGGAGUUGGGUAGGGAUGGUGGGUGGUGGGAGAAUGGGAUGGGAGUGUCACAAGUACCUGUCAUGAACAGUCUCAAAAAGCCUCUCAGGAGAGAACAGAACUGCUGAGUCAACAGCAGAAGAGUUGGAAGGCAGGGCAGUGACCCACUAAAGAGAUGUGGAGAAAUACUAAAAGGGACUUUGUAAGAAAUCCCAGUUUACCUUUUUCUACUCAGAGAAAAAUGAUGGUUCAUCUCUUGGAAGGAAAAUCUCAUUUUGUAACCUAUAAUCUCUAAGUAGCUAUACAACUUCUUCACAUCUCUUUAGAGACUUAGUAUAUAAGCAUUUUUUUUCUCUCCGAUAAUAAUAGCAAAACAAGUAUUUUGUUGUAUCUUUUCAUCUUGCUCUUCCUACCCUGUCUGUUUCUUUCUCUGAUAUGUCCUUCCAUUACUUCUCAGAGACAUGUGAAAGGCCCUUGAAUUCUUUUGGUUGAGAUCAGAUCUUCUAUUCCACUGCUGCCCAGCAACUUUUUCUUUUUUAAGCCAUGAUGCUAUCAUGAAACCCAUUGCCAUAGAAAGCCUUUUCCUGAAACCAUUGAAAGCAGCAUCAUUGAACUUUCAUAUUUACGAGUGCCAGCUUCAUGACAGAAAUAUUUACAGCAGUGCUUAAAAGCUGGUGAAUCUCUUUAAAGGUUCAAUAUUUCUACAUAAUAUUUUGACUCAUCUGUUUAUUGGUUUCUCUUUAUCUAGUUUUAGGACAUGUGGAGAACAGAUCAUGGUUUAGGUCAUAUUUAUGUAUAAAUAUUGAAAGGAUUCGCAAACUUUAAAGCACCAGUGUAGAUGUACUUAUUAAAUUUAUGGAUGGCAAAUAAAUUUAAUAAAUAAAAUAAUAAAUGACUGCUUUGGAAUGGCAAAUAUAAGAAUGUUGAAAUGUUUUGGCAAUUAGAAUAUUUUAUACAAUACUGCAUAAAAAUGGCCAGAGUAUUGUGUAAUUACUAUUCAUUGAUUAAAAAAACCCUUGUAAUUAAGAAUAUGCAGAAGGUGUGGUGUUCAGAUCUUUAUAUCUUUGAGAGAAGAAUAAUCAGAACGAGAAAGUUAUACUGCAGGAUUACAUUUUCCCAGAUGAAAUAAUGUUUGAGCACUUAAAUAAAUGCCGGUAGGCAAAGCAGUAAUUAUCCUAUGUAAUAACACAAAUGGGAAACAAUAAUGCAUAUUGUAUAAAACCUGAUUCAGCAGAAAGAUAUCAUCCAGAUUUUGGAACCCAGAUGUGCUCAGAAUCUGAGUUUCAUCACAAUCACAAAAUGACCAGCACAACACAAACUUUUGUGUGUGAGGGAGAUAUCUGUAUGCAUGCAUAUAGGAGCAUAGUUUGUAUUAUGAUAUUUGGAUUCCCUUCUCAAUAUUUUAUUUAUCCUCCUACUUUGGGUAGCCAUGUUUCAGGAACAGAAAGCUGGUCUGUGAAUUGACAUUCCAUUCCACAUGAGUUUAAUCAUUUGAAAAAAGUAAAUCCUUUAUUUUUAUUUAAGAAUAGCAUAUAGGCUGCUGGGCAACUUAAGGUUUGGAUACCAGAUGCUAAGAACCAAUGAAAAAAUACUGUACCUGCUUAGAAUAGUGGCUUUUUAUUAUAAUAAUUAUAAUUAUUUACAGAAAUAAAGAAUAAAAGGAGCCUCAUUUAAAACAGGGACCCUGUGAGAGCCAUUCUAUUUUACGUUUUCAUUUUUAAUUAAAUAUUUCUGAGUGGUAACUGUGACAAUGAAGUGGGGAUAAAUAUUUUUACAACUUAGAUACUUAAGGAAUUUAUUGUAUAUGAAAACAGAUUUUUCACUUAAGCUGGAUAUUAAGUGUUUGUAAAAAAGCUAUACCUAUGACAUUUGCCAAACACAUUCCACACCAACAAUAGUAAGGGAAGUUUCAAAAGCAAAUCUAACUUUCCCGUUUUCCUUUCUUUUCCCUUCAUAACUGCCUGUUUAAUGGGCAACUUUUUGAUUUGUGUCUAUAUAUUUUUAUCUGGCUCUCUUGCUCAAUAUUUUUCUCCUCAGGGGAUAAUUUAAAUCAUGAUAGAGCAUUUAGAUGUUUCAAAGUCUGUCGUAGGAUGGGCAAGUUGCCUUUGAGCAUGUGCAAUGUUUUUUCAUGUCACUGAUGAGACACACUGAUGAGACAAAGCAGCAGUCCCCCUGCAUCUUAAUAAUGCUACAGCAGAGGUCAAGAUUUAUAGCAUUGGGCACAAAAGAUAUGCCAUUUUACUGAUGAAGUAGAAUCACUUUGCAAUAAUAUUUAGGACAGGAUUUCUGUGCAAAUAUCUUGUGGAAACUGACCAUGUAUGUUCACUGAAAUGGGUAUUUUUUAAUAAGAAGCACAGGUUCCUUCCCCAGGAACCGCUGACAUGCUUGUUCAGUUUUGUUUAAUGGGAAUUGUCUUGAAAGCAUAUCUUGUGCCAAGCAGGCCAGCUAACAUGUGUUCAAGGAGUAAGUGCAAUAGCAGAGCUGAAAGGAUGGGAAGCUUUUCAAGAUUAGCCUCUUCAUUCUCCCAGCUAUUCAAGCUGCUGCUAUUCCCCCAAUUUCUCUAGCCAUAAUGACUAUACUGUAGCCAUUAUGUUUCUUAUAGUCUUGCUUAUUAUUUGCUUUCAGAGUAAAUCAAGUGUAACUAAAAAUUAUUAAUUCCAUAAAGGAGGGGAGAAGUAUCCUGCCAUUAAUGGAAGGUUUUGAAUAUACUGGAAAAUGUUUCAGAUUAAAUAUUUCUUGUUUGUUUUUAAUAAUGUGAAAAGGUGCUAAAAAACUGGCAUAUUUUAAAAUAGAUCGCUAUAGCUUUUUUAAAAAAAUAAGUAUUUUGAAUAAAGCUUACUUUCCCAUCAUUUUCAGCAAAAUGUUUUUUUUCCCCAUGUUUUCAACAGUUACAAAGAAUCGAAAAAGUUCUUACCCUUUGUGAUUUAUUUUAUUCUCUCAGGAUGUAUUACAAUGCUGAUCUUUGCUUUGAUAAAUAUUGGGAAGAUUCUAUUUUUUUAUGACCUAAAUAAGCAUUGUUAAUUUUUUCUUUGUAAUGAAACUCGUUAGAAUUCAAAAUCAUGAGAUAGAUAGUCCUUUUGUGUUAUGGAAUGCAUGAAGCAUAACAACUUUUUAAAAAUCAGUAUUAUUUAAUUCUGGCCUUAGCCAAACUUAACAAUUUAUCCCAAUUUAAUUGCAAACAUCUAUAAUAGUAUGCAACAUUGCUCCUUUUGAAUUAUAAAGAUAGCUAAUUAAGUCAAAAUAUAGUAUAUAGAGAAAUGAAAUAAAGGGAAAUAUACUAGAAAUAGAGAACUAAAAAUAGUCUCUAAAAUUGAUUCACAAAUUAUUCAUAUGAUCUCUCUUUAGGACAAUAGUUAGAAUAAUUAACACGAGGGCAUCAACUCUAAAGCAAGAUGAAAAUCAGAAUGCCAAUGAAGCUUUAGAUUAAUAUCUAUGAAAUAUGCUUACUUAGUCUUAGAUACGUUUAUUUAAAUUGCUCCUUUUCAGGGAUGCAGUUGCAAAGGUUUUGAUAGUUACUAUCUUAUAUAAGCAAAGAUUAAUUAAAAAAGAAUUUAAGGAAUUGGUAUUCAGCACAGCUUUAAAAGGUUGCAUCCUGGCUUGAUCACCGAAGGCAUUCACUGUUUAUGCAGUGAAACAAAGAAAUGAAGUUUCUCUGACAAGGAUUCAUGCAUCUGUAACCAAUAUGGUUACCAAUCUGUAAUCAAUGUGGUAUGUUUGAACUACAAAAGUACUUUAAGAGCUAUCAGUAUUCUUGGAUUCCCUCCUGUGGACACAGGGACUCUUCAAAAAUACUUCGUGUAUUUAUAACUUAUGUUCCUCGAGUUGCAAUUUAUGCCAAUGUAACUUUCAAAAGCUAUCUCUAGGUUUAGAAGCAUAAGUUCUUCAAAUAUAGCUUAUUUUGGCAGCAUG